Messenger RNA from Prionailurus viverrinus (fishing cat), 3057 nucleotides. RefSeq names its product abhydrolase domain containing 14A (gene ABHD14A). Gene Ontology annotation, cellular component: cytoplasm. The coding region runs from base 2151 to 2879 and encodes 242 amino acids. NCBI's taxonomy places the organism in Eukaryota, Metazoa, Chordata, Mammalia, Carnivora, Felidae. The record is from RefSeq and is a predicted model, not a curated record. The transcript has 5 exons.
AGUGAAGCCAGCAGGGUGCCCGGGGCGGGCCAUCCUGGCUCCGCCCCCUGCCCCCAGAGUCCUCGGGCAGAGUCUUGCGGGAGUGGCAGGCGCUGGGGCAGUGAGUGUGUGUGUUGGUGUGUUGUGUGUGCACGCACGCGCUUGUGUGCGUGUGUUCUUAGGGGACUGAAUGUACGUGUGUGUCGAUGUGUGUGUCUGUUUCUACAUGCAUACAUAGCGGAGGGUUGGGGAUCGGUCUGUCCGCUUGUGUUUGUGUAUGUCAACUGUGUGCAUUUCUGCGUACAUGUGAUUUUGAGGGUGUGUAUCCCCCUGUGAGUGUAUUUCUGAGGGUAUGUCUGUCUGUCAUGUGCACGUGUGUUUCUUGUAUGCAUGUGUAGUUUUAGGAUUGUGUGAAUGACUGUGUGCUGGAAAUGUGAGGGUCUGCAUGGUUUUGAAAGCGUGUGUCAGUAUGUCCACCUGCCUUCCUGAUGGCUGACUGUAUGCCUGAUUUUGAGGGUAUGUAUUUCAAGGGAUCAAUUGUUCACAGGCCAGGCAUGUCUGCCUGUACGUGCGGGGAAUAGUUUGUGCAAAAGAAAAGCAUGUGGGAGCAGGACUCGAUGUUUGUGCGCACAUGUGUACACCUGUGUGUCAUUGUUGAGACGUAUGUCAAGGACCUAACUUGAGUAAAGCUUCCCCGUCCCCACACAGUAUCUGUAGUUGCCUGCAGCCAGUUGCUUGCUAGCUGUCCACUAUCAUGGUUUAGUGCACUAGCUGCCUGGGUUGCCAAGGCAACGGCCAAAGUCCUGACUCUCCCUACCCCCAAAGGGUAAGGUGCUGGGCGCCUGCAGGGAAAGGUACAGCACAGAUUCUCCCACUGGUGGGAACAUAGGCUAAUGCCAAGUGGGAGGUUGCUCUUCGUGGUCAGAAGGAAGAGAGGAGCGCCCUUUUCCUCUCCUCAGCUCCUGGCUCUCCAUCAGCACCAGAGGGGCUGCCACUGCCCACCCACCACAGGACUGGGAGCCUGGAGGUGGGGGCUUGGGAAAUAUCCCCAAAGCUCCCAGGAGAGGAGGGUGGGGCUCAAGAUGGGUUUCCAGCUCCUAUCGAGGGCCAGCACCCAGCUGGCACUCAAUAAAGAUGUGUUCGCUGCAAUCGGAAUAAGGCAGGUGUACUCAUCCUAGGCCCAAGAAAUGAUGACAGGACAUCCCUGGAUCAGGUCCACUGUCUUAUUGACAUAUCACAGGAAAUUUGAAAGGGCUGAUGCAAGGUUAUCCUUUCCCCCCAUUUUACUGACAAACUGAAGACACACAGCCAGGAAGUGGCAAACAGAGUCUUGAAGCCAGGGCUAACUGUUCUGUCUGGGUCCUGGGUCCUGGAGUCUGUGCUCUGGAUAGUCAGAGGACUCAGACUGAGGUCAUGAAGCUGGGGUCGGGGAAGCAUUCAUCUCUCCAACCUCCAUGCCGCCUUUUUCAUUUCUAGGUGUACCAUGCUCCUCCCUUGCCCCAUACCCCUCAUGCCUCAGCAUUUCCCCCAUCCCAGAUAUUCUCCAGGAGCCCUCCUCCCACUUAAUAUCAGCUGAGGUAGAGUGUUAAAUAUUCCCAUCAACUGUAAAAAAACACAUUCUGAUUUAAGCACUAUUCUAUGCAAUGUGACUAAAAAGGAAAAAAAAGGACCAUUUCAAACAUGCUGUCAGUGGGAUGUAGCUUUACACACAGUCCUUCACUUUUGAUGACUCUCACUCCUCUGUCCACCAGCAAGGCUCCAGUUCAUCCCUCACCUCUCAGCCCCAUGGUUUCUUCCUUGGCAAACGGAGUGUGGCUUGGUGGUUAGCAGCCCAGCCCCGGAUUCAAAUCCCAGCUCCCCUACUUGCUACUCUGCAUUUUGGGCAAGAGAAUUUACCUCUCUGGGCCUGUUUCCUCAUCUGCAAGAGAACCAUAAUCAUAUCUGCUCCCCAGUGUUCGUUCUUGUGUGGAUUCAUGAGCCCUUGCAUGCGAAGGGCCAAACACAGGAUCUGGCUGUCAUCAGCACCCGAUGAAUGGAAGUGGUUUCAGCUGGCACAGUGGUGAUGGUCACUGAGCAUGCUGUGUAUCGAGACAUCUCAGAUGCCCCUUCUCACACUGCAGGGUAUCUGAGCCCUUGCGCCAGCAUGUGGAGGAACUGUGGUACAGACCUCCAUGAGCCGGUCCCAGGUAGCCCUGCUGGGCCUGGGCCUGCUGCUCAUGCUGCUACUGUACGUGGGGCUGCCAGGCCCCCCUGAGCAGACCUCCUGGCUCUGGGGAGGCCCCAAUGUCACAAUCCUGGCUGGUCUCACCCCUGGCAACUCCCCCAUCUUUUACCGCGAGGUGCUCCCACUCCACCGGGCACGCAGGGUGGAGGUGGUGCUGCUCCAUGGAAAGGCCUUUAACUCCCACACGUGGGAGCAGCUGGGCACACUGCAGCUGCUGGCGCAGAGGGGCUACCGGGCCGUGGCCCUUGACCUCCCAGGUUUUGGGAACUCAGCACCUUCCAAGGAGGCAAGCACAGAGGCAGGGCGGGCAGAGCUGCUGGAGCGAGUGCUUCGAGACCUGGAGGUGCGGAAUGCCGUGUUGGUGAGCCCCUCUCUGAGUGGCCGUUAUGCCCUGCCCUUUUUGAUCCAAGGCCACCACCAGCUGCGUGGAUUCGUGCCCAUCGCACCCGCCUCCACCCAGAACUACACCCAGGAACAAUUCUGGGCCGUGAAGACCCCGACUCUCAUCCUGUAUGGGGAGCUGGACCGCAUCCUGGCUCGGGAGUCACUGCGGCAGCUCCGUCACCUGCCCAACCACUCCGUGGUGAAGCUGCGUGAUGCAGGCCACGCCUGCUACCUCCACAAGCCUCAAGACUUCCACCUUGUCCUCCUUGCCUUCCUUGACCACCUGCCUUGAGGUCACCCACUGGCCAGGCCCGAGGCCUGGCCUGAGCUUGGAGAGUCUGGACCAGCACCUCACCAGGGAGGCAGCCCCUGGGAUUGGAGGGUGGAGGUCAGAGGGCCAGACCCAGUCAGGACCUCUCAUUUCAUCUCACAGGCACAAUAAAAAAGAGCAUUUUUGUCAUGCCUGGGGA